AACUGCUAGUCUGAAAGACUGAAAUCUGAAUGGACUUCUUGGGAUUCAAAACUUCCAGCCAGUAGCCACCUCAUCCAAUCAUCACAUUGAGGUGAGGUGUCGAGAAUCAAUUGGAUAUCUCCACUGACACCGUCCUCGAUGUACAGAUUCUUUUAUUUGAUACAGUGCAUCAAUCUCUAAGUUACAUUAUUGUACUCAAAAUUUUACUUAUCCCCAUUUCUCUCUUUUCAGUCCUUCCCCUCCUUUCUUUGUAUCAUUCAUCAACUUUCUCUCUGAUCUUUUCACACUCUCCUCCACCACCACUCCACUCUACUCCACCACCACCACUACUCCAUUUUCUGCCACCAAAAAUGGCAAAGCUCUUGCAAAUUCUGCUCUCGGUGCUGCUUGUUCACUUGAUUUACGCUUCGACGGCGACGGCGGGAAGGAUGACUGUAAAGGUUAAGGAACAGAUAAUGUGUACAAUGUGUGAUGCUUGUGAAAAUCCGUGUGAGCCACCGAUUACUUAUGCAUCUCCACCGCCUCCGCCAACACCGUCACCGCCACCACCAACACCGACGACUAGCGAUUGUCCACCACCACCUUCUCAGAGUACUCCGGUUUAUUAUUACUCACCACCACCACCAUCAACUCCAUCUUACACACCGUACACACCACCAGCUAUAGGUGGAUUAAUUAAACCACCACCCAGUGGUUAUAAUUUAUAUCCUGGACCACCACCACCUAAUCCAAUCGUACCUUACUUUCCAUUCUACUUUCAUGCCCCUCCGCCACCUUCAUACUCUUCUUCAGCUAAUUUGAUCAAAAUCAGGAGUUGUUUUUCAGUGAUUUCUCUUGUUUUGGUUUUUCUUUGCUUUUUUUAGUAGGUAGUUAAUAGAUCUGGAGUUCACCAAAUCAUCCCUUCAAGGAAACUUAAUUGAUUAAUCAGUAGCAUUUGAGCACGACAGGAGUACAGCCAAGAACACGAUUGAAGCCAAUAAGAAGAAGAUAAGCUUCAGAGUCGUUUCUCCAGAAAUGGGCAAAUCAGACUGAUUCUUCAAAACGGCAAGUUUUUUUGCUUCAGUGGCUCUCCAAAAUUUCAGGUUGAUUUUCGUUGAAAUAUGAAAAUUCUACAGUAAUUUGAAAUGCAAGGAAAUAUAUAAUAUAUUGUAUUAUUAUUUAUAGAUUUCAUGGAAUUAUAUUUAUAGUUUUAAAAUUUCACAUUAGUUUCAUGUUACUUUCAUUCUCUGUGUUUUGGAGUUGUUAAACUCAUUUACAUUUACCAUAUAAUUUCCAUGAUUUGAUCUGUAACAGAACACUUUUUAUUUUAGGAAAUAAAAUAAGUUCUUCUCA
Molecule: messenger RNA, 1332 nt
Organism: Papaver somniferum (opium poppy)
Lineage: Eukaryota; Viridiplantae; Streptophyta; Magnoliopsida; Ranunculales; Papaveraceae
Product: leucine-rich repeat extensin-like protein 1
Exons: 1
Coding region: 351-863 (170 amino acids)
Source: RefSeq, a predicted model, not a curated record